GAUGCAUAGGCUCACAAAAUACCUCGAGCCAAACCCGAAUCUGAGGUCUUUCAGGAGAUCUUACUCUGAUCAAACGGUACGACUUCAGCUUGUCUUACAUUGUUUCCUAAGCAUUGACAAACGCUCAGCUCAGGUCAUAAUCAGCCGUUCAUCUGCUGCCAUUUGACAAUUUCGAUAUGAUCCUCACAGACUUUCUCUCGCCUUUCAACGAUCAAACGAAACGAAAACUGACCAACGAGUUCAUCCCACAUCGUACUUAACCCUACGCUCUGAACUUACAAACGUGGUCAUGAGUUCGCAUUCGUCGUCAACCCAUAAAGGAUUCCCGUUAACUCUCGGCGCUGGACUUCGUCAUUAAUCUCUCGUCAGCUUGAAUUUGAGGGGGGUCGGUGAAGAGUCGAGGCCUAGUAACUCAUCACAUCCCACCAUCAUGGCGCCUUCAGCACCACCAUCACCAGCAGUGAGCAGAGAGUUAGAUGCAGUGUCCAACGCAUCUCGGUCGCCGUCACGGCCCUCGCCAUCGAAGUUAUUACGUCUGUAUCAAUUAAGUGCUGAGAGAGCAUCGUCUCUGUCGCCACGACGGACCAUGUCACCCGCCAAAGGACAAACUCGACCUCGACUAAACCAAUACUACACGAUCGAUCAUGCAGUGUCAUUACUUCAAUCCAAGAAGAAUAUUGUGGUCCUCACGGGGGCAGGAAUCUCGACAUCAUUAGGUGUUCCGGACUUUCGUUCCAGUCAAGGGGUUUACAGCUUACUGGACGGGUGCAAGUACAAUGACCCUCAGGAACUUUUUCACAUUGACAACUUCAAGGAGGAACCGCAGGAGUUUUUCCGACAGGCAGCCAAGGUGUUUCCUAGCAUGCAAGGCCUGGUUCCUAGAAGCGACACGGCCAGCGAGGACGGGCAGUCAUUUGACUUCAAAUCUGUCCCUAGAUACGGACCGACUCACGCGUUCAUCUCGAUGCUUGAAGCAAAGGGCAAGCUCUUGACAAACUACACGCAAAACAUCGAUGGUCUGGAAACUGCGGCCGGGGUGUCUUCAUCUAAAUUGAUCCAAUGUCAUGGGACGCUCUCAACUGCCUCCUGUAUGAGCUGCGGCAAGCAGGUCACUGCACGCAAAUACAUGCCCAUCGUUUGCGCGGGCAAUAUCCCGUUCUGCAAAUGCUCACAAGAGCCCGACCCGAUCAAACGAAAUCCUACGUCGAAGAAAUCCCGAAGAGGUCGCACAGGACAGAAAAAGCGGAAAUACGACGAUCUCGACACGUCCGAUGAGGAUGACUACAAUUCAGGGCCAGGAUUCCCCAAGGGAUUGUUGAAACCGGACAUGACCUUCUUCGGAGAACAUGUUGCCGAGUCUUACGCGACAAGACUCGACAUCGACACGAUGAAGGUGGACUUGCUCGUUAUCAUCGGCACGUCUUUGAAAGUGGCUCCAGUCAAUCAAAUGUUAUUGAAAAUUCCGUCGUCAGUACCACAGAUCUGGAUCAGCAAGGAACGGUGUACACGCGAAGGGGUCAAAGUGGACAUUGAGCUACUCGGCGAAUGCGAUUUGAUUGUCCAAGAACUCUGUCGACGAGCGGGAUGGACAGCGGAGUUGAAGGAACGGCAGUGGACGGCGGAAAAGGCGCAAGCGAAACCGAAAUCGAAACCGUCUAAUAAAGCGACCACUAGCAGUGUGGUUUCGACUCAGAAGUCUCGUUCUCGCUCCGAGGAUCGCAAGGACUCCGUCUCCGUCUCCUCGAUAUCAAGACCCGCAUCUCCCAUGAAAGCAGCUAUGUCCGAACAGAAUCUCCAGAUUCGACCGAAGGAGGAACCAGACGCACCAGCCGUGAACCUGACCGUUACCCCAGCUCUAGACUCUGCUCCGACCAUCAAGCUCAACGACGCAGAGCUACCGAAAGACGAACCACCAACAUCCGAGGCAGAUCAACCCUCCCUGCCUCCUCCUGGCACUGGAGGAAGAGACAAAGACAUCAAAGGCGUCCAAAAUCCAGUCAGAGCCGCAGAUGAGCCAUGUCGCGUCAUCAUCGAACUCGAAGAGGGGACUCGAUCGAGAUGGUAUGUCCGGCGAAAGAAAUAAACAAGCAAGUCAAUCAGCUAUAGGAAGUCAAGAUUGUGCGAAGCUCUCAAUCGAUUGGAUUACUCACUCAGUACACGAGUAUUCUGGAGAAGAAUCAUUGGAUUCUCUGUGUUUGAAUAUCAUUCUUACGGCAGGUCUACGGCGAGAAAAAAGGAGUCAAGAAAAAGAAACGGAAGAGAAAUGCAUUGAUGAUGAUUAUUUGUACCAAUACCGACUUGGGUUAUCAACUUGGAACAUUGAACUUUCGGAUGUCAUGGGUCUUGGGUCAUGGGUCAUGCAUACGAACGGAAUGGGGGUGCUAGGGGAGCAGAUUCAUGUUUGGAAGAAUGGACGGGAUUGGAUUGGUGGCAUUGAUCAUGACAACGAGCUGGCUAUGUCCUUAAGCAAGCAGCUGGCAAGCACACUAUCCCAAUGACACAAGAACGAGAGAAGAGACCAGACAGAGAACGCCAUGAUUUGAUUAUGAUUCGAUGUAUCAUGCCUCCUCGAGAGAUAUCACUCCCUCCUGAAGGAUACAAAAUAGAGGGUAUCAUGCUCUCCUCCCAGCAUGAAUCCAUCCCAUAUCUCCUUGCGAGUCUAGAUAACACAAAUCUAAGUAGGUAGUGGUUUCCCAGAAAGGUCGUUCCGUUC
This is a messenger RNA of Exophiala mesophila, 2713 nucleotides long. RefSeq lists its product as uncharacterized. The record is from RefSeq and is a predicted model, not a curated record. Gene Ontology annotation, molecular function: NAD+ binding. The coding region runs from base 431 to 2083 and encodes 550 amino acids. The transcript has a single exon. Lineage: Eukaryota; Fungi; Ascomycota; Eurotiomycetes; Chaetothyriales; Herpotrichiellaceae.